Messenger RNA from Symbiodinium sp. CCMP2592, 1005 nucleotides. The record is from the annotation of a GenBank genome assembly. NCBI's taxonomy places the organism in Eukaryota, Dinophyceae, Suessiales, Symbiodiniaceae.
AUGGACAUGCCUCCGGCAACCGAUUCGAGUGACCCUGCCAACGAGGGUCAGGAGUCGAAGCCGUCAAAGCCCGGCAAGCAGAAGGCGGGCCCGAAGUCCAAGGCUGGUGCGAAGAAAGUCAGCAAGAAGCCGGCGGCUGAUGGUGAGAUCGCGACUGAGACCGAGAUCCGUGUUGGUGAAGGGCCCGAGGCUGAGGAUGACGAUGUGGAGGCUGAGCCUCCAGUGGCUGAGAAGCCCACAGUCAUGGGGAAGCCCGCAGCCGCAGCAGGGUCGGAGGAACGGGAGAAGCUGAUCCAAGAGGAAGUGAUUCCAGUCGAGCGUGAAACGACUGCGGAGUUGAAGCUCCAGCUGAUGAAAAAGAUGGCCGACGAGGACGAUGCAGACAUCGUGGUAUCACCCUCUGGAAUGAUGCAGCGCUGGUCAGAGGCGCAGGUCCGGCUCCGGACGAGCAAGCGCUUUCAGCAUGUUGUCGCCGGUGUCACGAUUUUCGCAGUCUUUGCGGACAUUCUCGGUACCGCCAUCAUCAUGCCCGGCUUGGCCUCCGUGUGUACUUUCGCCUCGGGCGGCCCGGGGGACUUCUUGGAGCAGCAGCGAGCUGCAGGGCUGCUGACGGAAGAGGCCUUCCAGGAGCAGACGCAGCUGUACAUCUCCCCGCACGCUUUCAAGGGCGAACGAGGAGCUUGGUCGGGAGCGCCGCCGGUCCCCUUCUCGCUGUCCAUGAAUCUGGUCAUGUCCCUGGGAUUUCUGGGCUCUGCCGCCGGGUCCAUGUUCUUCGGAUGGCUCUGCGACAGGAUCGGCUGCAAGAUCCCGAUGCAGAUCUGCCUUGGCAUGGGUAUUCUGGGAUACCUCAUCAUCUACGCCUCGGCCAUUUGGGUGAAGUCCUACUACCUCUUCAUGCUCGGGAAUGUCUGGAACAACUUCUUCGGGAACUGCAUGCAGAUCGCCUCGACCUACUUCGGGCAGCUCUUCGAUGGCGCAGAGCGGGACCCGCAGCUCAGGGUCUAG